CGUACAGCCAUGGGCCAUGGCAAUGAUGAGCGCUGUAUAACUACUUACUGCCUUUUGCCCGUCCAUCCCGCCCACCCACCAUGGAUUUCGCACAUUCCUCAUCUUCUAACGGCUCGUGGAACCGUCUAUGCAAUGUCGUAGAAUAUAGUGGCAUUUUCGAUUCUGAAUUUCGCCAGCCCCACUCGCGGUGCAUGGAAAACACACGCGUCGCCCUUCGGGAGAGCAUAGCACAAGUCCUUGACCAACGUGAUCGGACGAACAUCUGGCUCAACGGUCUCGCCGGUGUUGGAAAAACAUCUAUCGCGUUCACCAUAGCUGAGGAGAUGAAAGCAGCGAAGAGGCUUGCUGCCACUUUCUUCUUCUCGCACAAGCAUUCGCAAAAAGUUGCGGUCAUAAUUCCUACCAUUGCAUACCAGCUAGCACUAGCUUUUCCGCGCAUUCGAGAAGAUAUUGUGAAAGCGAUCGAUAACGACGACAGCCUCCUAUCACCUGGAAAAUCUCACGCAGAUCAGAUGCGAGAGCUCAUCAUAAAGCCACUCGAGAUAUUGAGAUUCCGUGAAGAGCCUUAUGCCAUCAUCAUCGAUGCUCUCGACGAAUGUUUCUCCUCCGAAGAGGCCGCAAGACUGGUCACGCUUUUGACAGACGCUCUUGCGGGCCCAGCCCUGCCAUUUAUCCAUAUAAUAUUCACAAGCCGCCCCGAGGCUCAUAUCCGCGCUGCCAUACCCUCCAGUGUCCACGAGAUUCUCCUUACCACUCGUGAUAAAGACAGCAUACAGGAUGUUCGUUUCUUUCUGCGAGCAUCACUGGACAAAACAAGGACAAUUCGUCCUGCUGUUUUCGGUGAGCCACCCUUCCCCUGGCCAACAGAGGGUGAAUUCGAGACAUUGGUCUAUAAGGCAGGCGGUCUGUUUGUUUACGCUGCCAUGGCCGUGAAUUUUAUAUCUGCCGCUGGUCAUCAUCCGCAGGAGAGACUAGAACUCUUACUACGCGAGAGGCCGACUGUUGGUGCUGACAUCGAUCAGCUUUAUCGGCAGAUCAUUGCAACUUCGGAAGAUCCACUUGCGCACUGCCGGAUGUUAGCGUCUAUCAUCCAUCUUGACAGACCGUUGCCACUUGCAGAACUCCAAGAACUCUUUUACACAGAUAGAAGGAGCUUGGCUAUGAUGCUUGAAGCAUUUUCACCCGUGAUCUUGAACGACGGGGUUGGGCAUGUCGACAUUUACCACGCUUCGCUCCGCGACUUUAUGGACGACCCUCUACGCUCGAAGCAAUAUCACGUAGAUGCUGCACACGCUAAUGAGCACCUUGCAUGCUGCUGCCUUGAUUUCAUUACACGCCAGGAUUUCAUUCGGACUCGUACCAUUUUAGUAUCGCCAUUGUCUUAUCCAUAUCCAUAUCAGACAUGGUGCAUCCAUCUUCAUUAUGCCUAUCCUAGCGGCAAACUUCGAAAUCUGCUGGCCCUGUUUACAAACACAACACUGCGAUAUUGGUUACAGACCUCAAGUCCUAAAGACCCCUACCUUGCACACACUGUCCUGAUUGCAAGAAACGCUUGUUUAUCCUUGAAUUGGAUCAGGGGUCCGUCGGACAUUGUGGUUGCGUGGCGUCUUCAUAAAGGUUGUAAAGAGUUUGCAAAGAAAGCUCAAGAAACCAACAUUAGACGGUACUACACGAAGUCCAACUACAUCAAGUCUCGCUUCUCGAACUACUGCUGGUAGCCAGUCCAGAUAAACUGAACUGUGGUCCUUGAAAACAAGAAGCAUACGACACGCUGGCAACGACGCCGGUACUAUGCUCAUGUUAAUGCACGUCCGUGGAAACACUCCCCAGUCCAAGCCACGAUGACACUUCAAGUUGUAAACAGAAUCGUCAUCAUCCGAUAUUGAUGUAGUGAGGAUCAUCCUUUAAGAAGAAUCCGAGGCUUCAAGCUUGAAGUUCGAAUCUUGAUGGUCUUCAGGAAGGGGUCAACUUUGACUUGGGUGUCCUACUACUAGGGACUCGGCGUUGAUGACUGCUGGCGCACUUCAGAGUGAACAUGGCAGAGGAAUUGCAUAUCGAGUGUGACCGGUUGACCUUCUUGUACUAUGUGUUGAACGAUGGAGA
Molecule: messenger RNA, 2103 nt
Organism: Suillus subalutaceus
Lineage: Eukaryota; Fungi; Basidiomycota; Agaricomycetes; Boletales; Suillaceae
Exons: 3
Coding region: 81-1718 (545 amino acids)
Source: RefSeq, a predicted model, not a curated record